UUUCACUUAUUAAAUAGAACCACACAUGUCUCUCACUUUUUAGCUCACAACUGAAGAAAGAAAGAAAGUGAAAUCAACUCAACACACUCUCAACAACUACAAUCACUUGUAUCCUCCAUAUCUUUCCCUUUUCUGCCAGAUCCAAACACCAAAAAUGACUAAAGAUGAAGACUUUAAGCUCCUAAAGAUCCAGACUUGUGUUCUCAGAGUGAAUUUACAUUGUGAUGGUUGCAAACACAAAGUGAAGAAAAUUCUGCAGAAAAUUGAUGGUGUAUACCAAGUGAACAUAGAUGCAGAACAGCAAAAAGUAACAGUUUCAGGAAGUCUAGAUUCUGCAACUUUGAUCAAGAAACUAGUUAAAGCAGGUAAACAUGCUGAACUUUGGUCAAACAAGUCAAACCAAAGUCAAACCGAAAGUCAAAAUCACCAAAAUCAUCAAAACCAAAAGAGCUCUUGUAUGAAAGAUGACAAGAAAGACAAAUCCCAGAAACAAGAUUUCCUCAAAGCCCUUGAAUCCUUAAAAAAACAGCAAAAGUUUCAACCGAUGAUCCCCGAAGAAGAAGACGACGACGAAUAUCUCGACGACGACGAAUAUCUCGACGACGACGAUUACGAAGACGACGAACUCUACGAACACGAAGAAGAAGAGCUAAGGUUACUAACCCAAAAAGCAAAUCAAAUGGCAAUGUUGAGACAGCAACAACAGCAGUUGCAACAACAACAUGCUGCCGCUGUUGCUGUUGCUACUAACAAUGCAAGACAACAUUUGAAUAAUAGUAAUAAUAAAGGUAACAAUAACAAUAAUAAUAGUAAUAAUGGUGGUGGUGUGAAUAUGAAUCUGGGCGAGGGUAAAAAGGUAAAUGAGAUGAGUUCCAUAAUGAACAAUCUUGCUGGCUUUGGAAGUGACGGUGAGAGGGGUAGUUUUGGGAAUAAUUUUGGUGGGUUUCAAAUGGGACAAAAGAACAAUGUAGUACCACCAAUGGGAAGUGGUGGUGGUUACAACAACCACCACCCAUCAUCAUCACAAGCUGCUAUGAUGAUGAACAUGAACAGUGGAGGACCUGUGUACAACAACAACAACAACAACAACAACUCUGCUGCAACAAUGAUGAUGAACAUGCAGAAUAGUAGGCAACCACAGAUGAUGUACAACAGGUCUCCAGUCACACCACCAGCUACUGGGUACUACUACAAUUACAAUUACAAUCCUGCCCCUCAUUGUUAUAAUGAGUAUCCUCCUCAAAACUACUACUACUACUACAAUGGUGGUGGGGACAAUGCUGCUGCUGCUGCUCAUAUGUUUAGUGAUGAAAACACAAGCAGUUGUUCAGUUAUGUGAGGGGGGGGGGGGGGGGGAAUGUUUAAUGUUUGUGCAAGUAUUGUGUGAAUGAAUGGAGUCUGUUUUUAUUUUUUUAGUUUAAUUAUGUAAUGGUGCAUCUUUUGUUAUUAAAUUUAAGUUAUGUUGUUGGUAUGAUGUAUAAGGGGAUUGUGAUG
Molecule: messenger RNA, 1494 nt
Organism: Helianthus annuus (common sunflower)
Lineage: Eukaryota; Viridiplantae; Streptophyta; Magnoliopsida; Asterales; Asteraceae
Product: heavy metal-associated isoprenylated plant protein 37
Exons: 3
Coding region: 155-1339 (394 amino acids)
Molecular function (GO): metal ion binding
Source: RefSeq, a predicted model, not a curated record